Xenopus laevis (African clawed frog) is the source of this 4545-nucleotide messenger RNA. It is a transcript of the gene dag1.L, whose product is annotated as dystroglycan 1 L homeolog. Gene Ontology annotation, biological process: muscle attachment; cell adhesion; nerve development. Bases 463 to 3123 code for a protein of 886 amino acids. Gene Ontology annotation, molecular function: laminin binding; calcium ion binding. The transcript is spliced from 4 exons. Lineage: Eukaryota; Metazoa; Chordata; Amphibia; Anura; Pipidae. The record is from RefSeq and is a predicted model, not a curated record. Gene Ontology annotation, cellular component: dystroglycan complex; cytoskeleton; sarcolemma.
ACCAAGCAGAGAGGGUAGGACUGGACCAGCGGACACAGAGGAGGGGGGAGUGAAGGGAGUGAGCGGCGGCCUGUGACAGGAGCCGGAGUUACUAGCAGCUCGGGGCAGAGUGGCCUCUCGGGAGCGGCAGGAAAGGACCGGGAGUUAUUUGCCUCUUCAUAUUUGUAUGCUGCAGGGGACAUAUCUGGCCACAAGGAAGGACACAGACACAUACACGGCAGUGGAAUAAAGCCACCGGACGACAAGGAAUGGGCUGUACCACAUGAGAAUUCAUUGGCAGGAGUACCUUGACCUUGAUUUGUGACAGAGCCUCUGAAGGAAAUUGAGGGCAACUUCAUGCCGAGUUCUCGUCGCUACUGCAUUUGUGUGAUAUGUGAUUUGCUGGAUGAUGUCUGUAAUGGAGGAACACCGUGACGACUAAGACCAGACGAGCUGCCUCCUACGCUGUAACAGAACGCCAAAAUGGAUAUUAGGUGUGCUGGACUUUCCCUUCCCAUGCUGAGGACUAUAAUGGUGCUGCUUAUGGCUUCUUGCGCUUGGUCAGCCUGGCCUAGCGAUCCUACGGAAGUCGCUCAGGAUUGGGACAAUCAGCUAGAGGCCUCCAUGCAUUCGCUGUUCCCUGAAAUCAAAGAGACAGUGGCACCAAUGACAGGAAUUCCGGACAGUUCUGCUUUGGUUGGCAGGCCCUUUAAAAUCCACAUCCCCACAGAAUUUCUCGCUUCCAGUGGAGAAACAAUCAAGAUUUCUGAAGUUGGAAAGGAGACAUUGCCCUCUUGGUUACAUUGGGAAGGUAAUUUUUUGCAAGGUCUUCCCCUUGAUGGGGACAAAGGGGUCUAUGACAUUUCUGUGGCCUCCCUGCACCUGGCACCAAAUGGAAGUUAUGUACCACAUACCACAGAUGUUUUCUCUGUAGAGGUUCAUCCUGAGGACCACAAUGAACCUCAAUCUGUGCGAGUGGCAGGACAGGAAACCGCUGAAGCAAUUCCUUUUCUAUGUGGCACUGAUGAGCCAGUAACACUUUUGACUGUAAUUUUGGAUGCAGACUUGACAAAAAUGACACCAAAGCAGAGAGUGGAUCUUCUGAACAGAAUGAGAGACUUCUCUGAGGUAGAACUUUUUCACAUGAAGUUAGUCCCCGUUGUAAACAACAGACUGUUUGACAUGUCUGCCUUCAUGGCUGGGCCAGGAAAUGCAAAGAAAGUAGUAGAAAAUGGAGCCUUGCUGUCUUGGAAACUUGGGUGUGGAAUGGAUCAGAACACUGUUCCAAACAUCAGUUCUGUUGAGGUUCCCGCUAAAGAAGGCACAAUGUCUGCCCAACUAGGUUAUCCUGUUGUAGGCUGGCACAUUGCAAAUAAAAAACCCCAAAUGCCUAAGAGAAUUAGAAGGCAAAUAUAUGCUACACCAACCCCUGUUACUGCUAUUGGACCACCUACUACAGCUAUUCAUGAGCCUCCAGAAAGAAUUGUGCCAACUCCCACUUCUCCUGCAAUUGCUCCUCCAACUGACACAACAGCUCCCCCAGUUCGAGAACCUAUACCUCUUCCAGGAAAACCAACAGUUACAAUUAGAACAAGGGGUGCUAUUAUACACACUCCCACCCUUGGUCCAAUCCACCCAACGAGGAUAAUAGAAACUACUAGUAUAGUUCGCCCAACAAUGACCAGGCCCAUUUAUGUAGAACCAACUGCUGCAGUUACACCUCCUUCUACUACUACAAAGAGGCCAAGAGUGACCACAAUGAAACCUGCCACACCACCAACUACAGAUUCUUCUACCACAACAACAAAGAAACCCACCAGAAAACCAAGAACCCGACCCCCCAAGCCUCUUGCUACUACCAAAGCACCAGCCACAAAAUUUGAGACUACAUCAUCGAGCCGUACCCGUACGUCUACCAGUGGGGUACCUAACACUGACCCCGAACUUAAAAAUCAUAUUGAUAAGGUUGUUGCAUGGGUGGGUACCUACUUUGAGGUUAAAAUUCCACCUGAUACAUUUUAUGAUAGAGAAGAUGGUACCACUGAUAAUCUCCAGCUCACUUUGGUGCCACGAAUAAAGGCAAGCGCUGGGGAGAAGAUGUGGGUUAUGCUCAAUAGUACUAGCCAGGUUAUGUAUGGUAUGCCUGACUAUAUACAUAUUGGAGACCAUGAGUAUUACUUGAAAGCUGCAGACAAAGCAGGGCGCACUGCGGUGGAUGCUUUAGAAAUCCAAGUCCGUAAUCUGUUCCAAAAACAACCAUCCCCUGUUAAAUUUCAUGCUAAGUUCCAUGGGGAUCACAAUGCUGUGAUUAACGAUAUUAAUAAGAAAAUUCUGCUAGUCAAAAAGCUGGCUUUUGCCUUUGGUGAUAGAAACAGCAGCUCUAUUACUUUGCAUAAUAUCACCAAAGGUUCUGUGGUGGUGGACUGGACAAACAAUACUUUCCCAACAGAACCAUGUCCAGUAGAGCAAGUAGAAAGUGUUGGCAAAAAGAUCUACGAUGAACGUGGCAGUCCUCGUCAACAUUUUGUUAACUCUGUGGAGCCAGAGUAUAAACUUUUGAAUAUUUCUUUGUCUUUCACGGGAAGUUGUAAACAUAAAAAUUUCAGGUACAUACCCAUGAGACCAGAGGAACCCAUUCCCACUGCGGUGGCACCGACUGUAGCUGCAGACAGAAACCCGGAGAAGAGCAGCGAAGAUGAUGUUUACCUUCACACUGUUAUUCCUGCAGUGGUGGUGGCUGCCAUUUUGUUAAUUGCUGGCAUCAUAGCUAUGAUUUGUUAUCGGAAGAAGAGGAAAGGCAAGUUGACCAUAGAGGAUCAGGCAACUUUUAUCAAGAAGGGUGUUCCAAUUAUUUUUGCAGAUGAGUUAGAUGACUCCAAGCCUCCUCCUUCUUCCAGUAUGCCACUGAUUCUAAAGGAGGAGAAAGCUCCCCUUCCUCCUCCUGAGUAUCCUAAUCAAAAUGUGCCAGAGACAAUCCCUCUAAACCAAGACAGCUUGGGGGAGUACACACCUCUUAGGGAUGAGGACCCCAAUGCUCCCCCUUAUCAACCUCCCCCACCUUUCACAACACCUAUGGAAGGUAAAGGGUCACGCCCCAAAAACAUGACCCCAUACCGGUCACCACCCCCUUAUGUACCUCCUUAAUGAACGGUUUGCUGAGUGGGAGGAGAAAGGGGGCUGUGAGUUCCAAACCAGUGUUGUCUGAAGAUUGAUAGCCUGCAAUCUGCUGUCAGGAUAACAGGAAAACUCUGCUGUUCUAGGCAAAGAGUAAAGACCUGGAGACUUUUUAUAGUAACUCCGCAUUAUACAUGCCUCCUUCACAGAUUGUGGAAAAUAUGGGACAUAUGUCAUUUGCCUAACGAUUUUUUUUUCGUAUUGGUAUUCAUACAGAUGUGUGCUCCGUUCUAGAUAUUUAACAGAUUGCAGGCUUUAAAGACACUAAAGAGGAAGUGAUUGGACAAUGUUGUUCAGCACUGGGGUGGCCUUUUGUUUCUCUGCUGUUUGCCUUUAACACUAACUGUAUUAUUAUUAUUUUUGGGGUUUUUUUUCCUUUUAUUCACGUGUGUCUAGAGCUUCAGGUCAUAAUGAAGUGGUAUGACGAAAGGUAUCUUUGAAACGGAACAUCAUUACAUUUACUCCUGUCUUCUAUAUAUUUUAAGGACAGCUAUCUAUACUUAAAAAAAAAUUCCAGCUGUGUUUCAAAAAGUUGUAUUCCCAAGCAUCGACUUUCCAGGUACCUGAUUAGAAAACCAUAGUGUGACACCGAGUUCCUGCUUAAAAACCUCCUUUCCCCUGGCAUUUCUGUGCCCCGGGACCGGCCUUUAAACUUCAUCGCCCUUGUCAAGAUAUGGCAAGCUUUCUGAUCGAGAGCUCGUGCAUGCAAAGCCUCUUUGGCUUUAUUGAAACACAGCCAUGUUUUUUUUUAGGUAAAGAUAAAAUACUUCACUUUGUUUUAAUUCUGUUCCCCCACCACCAACAAUGGUGUAGAUACGGUGUGCAGUGGUCUGAAUCAAUGGCUUGCUACACCAACCCCAUAGUCACAGCAAGUAAUUACCCAACACAUACUGGUGCUCUCCCCAAAACAGAAGGAAGCGAGCAAUCACUUUUUUUUUUAAAAAAAGAUUUUUGAUACAGCCUCGAAUUGUUUUAUUAAAAAGAAAACUUCUAAAAUGGAAACGCUUCAAGCUAUUUAUAUAACCUAAGGCAUAACACGAGUGGUGAUAUCGCUUGCCUUUUCUGCUUUCCAUAGGCCACUGUUGACAUUUUAGAGCCAUAUUUUAUGUUGUUUUUUUUUUUUUUAAAAAAAAAAAAAAGAUAUUUCUAUUAAGUUUUAAUGUAUUUAUCAUCAUUUCUGAGGGGAUAGUCGGAGGCUUGAUACUCUUGCUUUUCUCUCCUGAAACUAAAUUUUUGUUUAUAAGCAUGAUUUUUAUUUUCUUGACUGCUUUGAUUUUUUUUUUUCUUUGAUUUGAAUGAGAUAGGGGGAAAAAACUUUGCAAUAACGUUUCAUGCCUUUUGGAUGUUGAGGGUUGGCAGAUUCUGCACAUAAUACAAGACACAUUUAAGCCA